Molecule: messenger RNA, 2267 nt
Organism: Daucus carota subsp. sativus
Lineage: Eukaryota; Viridiplantae; Streptophyta; Magnoliopsida; Apiales; Apiaceae
Product: internal alternative NAD(P)H-ubiquinone oxidoreductase A1, mitochondrial
Exons: 9
Coding region: 339-2009 (556 amino acids)
Molecular function (GO): NADH dehydrogenase activity
Source: RefSeq, a predicted model, not a curated record
UACAAGUUCUAUGAUUUUUUAGCUCGAACUCGAUAAUCAAAAACUAAACUCGACUCGAGUUACAUACGACUGUUUUGUGUAUCUGUUUGUUGCUAAGAAAUUUAUUAAAUUUCUGUGUUAGUUGUUUUAAAUUAGGUGAUAUCUAGAUACAGAGGAAUAUAUUGUAACAUUUUUGAAUUAAUUUCUCCUCCAUUUAGGUCACUCAUAAGGGGCUGGUGUUAAUAUCAUUUUCAUCUCUGUAAUUAAUGUCUUCAAUCUGAUCUUCAGAACAUGCCAGAAUUGCCUGUUUUGAUAGUAGCUGCAUUUUCUGCUUAGUGUAUAAUUUUUUCGAUCUGCAAAUGAAAGAUCUUUUGCUACGAGCUAACACGAAAGGCAUGGCAUUGGCAAGAAUCGCAAGGAAUGGUUUGAGGCGGUCAGGUUCUGUUGGAAGUUAUGCAAGUCACAAUGACACCCCCUACGAGGGAUUAUCAACUUGUAGUUAUUCAGGGACAUCUGCUGCAAAAGUUGAAAGAGGUGGCAGUUUGGCAUACCUUACAAGCAUCAAGAAGGUGGAUCAUAUAAGUUUUGGGAGCAGAGGAAUUAGUGUGACCCCUCAUUAUCAGUUUGCUCAAGCAGAGAGGAUUGUGGAGGAAUCUGAUUCAGAAUAUGAAAAGCAAAAAUAUCCUAGUCUAGAAGCAACAAAGCCAGGUGAAAAGCCUAGGGUGGUUGUCCUUGGCACUGGAUGGGCAGCAUGUAGAUUUCUUAAAGGGAUCGACACUAAUAUUUAUGACGUUGUUUGCAUAUCUCCUAGGAACCACAUGGUUUUCACUCCCCUACUUGCAUCAACUUGUGUUGGAACCUUAGAAUUCCGCUCUGUAGCUGAGCCAGUUACUAGAAUACAAUCUGCACUGGCCAAGAAUCCCAAGUCCUACUUUUAUCUGGCUAACUGCACAGAUGUAGACACGGACAAGCAUGAAGUGUACUGUGAAACAGCUGCUGAUGUUGGACUCCCACAUGAGCCUUAUCGCUUUAAAGUUUCAUAUGACAAGCUUGUUAUUGCUGCUGGAUCGGAGCCCUUAACUUUUGGAAUAAAGGGAGUAAAGGAACAUGCACAUUUCCUUCGCGAAGUAAAUCAUGCCCAAGAAAUAAGGAAGAAGCUUCUGUUGAACCUGAUGCUAUCACAAAAUCCAGGCAUAUCAGAAGAGGAAAAGGAACGCCUGCUACACUGUGUAGUUAUUGGAGGAGGCCCUACAGGAGUAGAGUUUAGUGGUGAAUUGAGUGAUUUUAUCAUGAGAGAUGUUCGUCAAAGAUACACUCAUGUCAAAAAUUAUAUCAAAGUCACCCUCAUCGAGGCUAAUGAGAUUUUGUCAUCAUUUGAUGUUGGAUUGCGGCAGUAUGCCACUAAACACUUAACCAAGCAUGGGGUCCGACUUGUCCAAGGUGUUGUGAAAGAGGUGCACCCCAAAAAGAUAGUUCUGAGUGAUGGGAGUGAUGUUCCGUAUGGCCUUUUGGUGUGGUCCACUGGAGUUGGUCCUUCCGAUUUUGUGAAAUCACUAAAUAUACCCAAGUCUCAUGGUGGACGGAUUGGUGUUGAUGAAUGGCUCCGCGUUCCUUCUGUGGAAGAUGUUUUUGCACUUGGAGAUUGUGCUGGUUUUCUUGAACAGACAGGAAAGCAAGUGCUUCCAGCUUUGGCUCAGGUUGCCGAGAGGCAAGGAAAAUAUCUUGUGAAACUGUUCAACAACAUUGGCAAUCAAAAUGGAGGGAAGGCUUUCUCCACAAAAGAUGUUAAUCUGGGCGAGGCUUUUGUCUACAAUCAUCUUGGAAGCAUGGCAUCUGUCGGUCGUUACAAAGCUCUAGUUGAUCUAAGCCAGUCCAAGGAUGCCAAGGGACUCUCAUUUGCAGGAUUUACAAGUUGGCUGAUCUGGCGGUCUGCAUACCUGACACGUGUAGUGAGCUGGAGAAACCGUGUCUAUGUGGCUGUGAACUGGGCUACCACAUUAAUCUUUGGCAGAGACAAUACAAGAAUAUGAUGCUCCACAAGAACAAAAUGAAAAAUACAAUUCUUAUGCAUUUAAUAUCAGUUGUCAUCUUUGGCUUCAGGUAUAAAGGUAAAGAGUGUAGAAUUAUUAUUCAAAAUCAAUGCUUAAUUACUUUAAUGGCCUGAUAAUGCCUGGUGAGAAUUAGAUAGUCUGUAGUCGGGAAGCUACAUUUGCAAUAAACAGAUAGAGGGUUAUUCAUGUAAUACAAAUUUUCAGCAAGUCAUAAUUAUUUAAUCUGUUACUGCUCCA